GGCCGGGCCCGGCGCUGGGUCUGGCGCUCGGACUCGGCCUGGCCGUGGCCGCAGGGGCCGCGCUGGGGCUGAGGCACCGCGGGCCGCACCGGGACCCCCGCGGCGGUGGCGAGGCCUGCGCCGACCUGCGCGGGGCGGCGGCCGCGCUCGGAAACAACACGCACCAGUGUGUCUUCGAUGACCUCAGUGGCUCCGUGUCCCUGUCCUGGGUGGGCGACAGCACCGGGGUGAUCCUGGUGCUGACGACAUUCCAUGUGCCCCUGGUGAUCAUGAGCUUCGGGCAGUCCAAGCUCUACCGCAGCGAGGAUUACGGGAAAACCUUCCAGGACAUCACGGGGCUCAUCAACAACACCUUCAUCCGCACGGAAUUCGGGAUGGCCAUCGGGCCCGAGAACUCUGGGAAGGUGAUCCUGACGGGGGACGUGUCUGGGGGCGGGCGUGGGGGGCGGAUUUUCCGCUCCUGGGACUUUGCCCGGAAUUUCGUGCCCACGGAGCUGCCCUUCCACCCCCUGGCCCAGAUCUCCUACAGCCCCCAGCGGGCAGAGCGCCUGCUGGCACUGAGCACCGAGAACGGGCUCUGGAUCUCCACGGAUUUCGGGGAGCGCUGGCGGGAGAUCCACAAAUCCGUGUGCUUGGCCAAGUGGGGCGGGAACGACACCAUCUUCUUCACCACGUUCCUGAACAAUUCCUGCAAAGCUGAUCUGGGAUUCCUGGAGCUGAAGAAAACCCCCGACCUGGGACAAUCCUUCCGGACCAUCGGCUCCCGGAUCUACUCCUUCGGGAUGGGCGGCCGCUUCCUCUUCGCCUCCGUCAUGACGGAGCAGGGCACCAUGAGGCGCAUCCACGUGUCCCUGGACCAGGGGGAUUCCUGGAACAUGGCCCAGCUGCCCUCGGUGGGACACGAGCAGUUCUACUCCAUCCUGGCCGCCAACGACGACCUGGUGUUCAUGCACGUGGAUGAGCCCGGGGACACGGGAUUCGGGACCAUCUACACGUCGGACGAGCGCGGGAUCCUCUACUCCAAGUCCCUGGAGAGGCACCUGUACACCACCACGGGCGGGGAGACCGACUUCACCAACGUCACCUCCCUGCGCGGCACCUUCAUCACCAGCGUGCUGGCUGAGGACAAUUCCAUCCGCUCCGUGAUCACCUUCGACCGGGGGGGGCAGUGGGAGCCCCUGCGCAGACCCCACAACAGCCCCUGUGAUGGCACCGCCCCCAGCGGGGACCAGUGCAGCCUGCACAUCCACGCCUCGUACAGCAUCUCGCAGAAGCUCAACGUGCCCAUGGCGCCGCUGUCGGAGCCCAGCGCCGUGGGCAUCGUCCUCGCCCACGGGAGCGUCGGGGGGGCCAUGUCCGUGAUGAGCCCCGACGUGUUCGUGUCCGACGACGGCGGCUACAGCUGGGCCCGGACCCUGCGGGGCCCCCACCACUACGGCAUCCUCGACUCGGGGGGGCUGCUCGUGGCCAUCCAGCACACCAACCAGCCCCUCAACACCCUCCUGUUCUCCCCAGACGAGGGGCAGUGCUGGUACAGCCACACCUUCUCCCCCGAGCCGCUCUUCUUCACGGGCCUGGCCUCGGAGCCAGGGGCUCGCUCCAGCACCGUCAGCGUGUGGGGAUUCCGGGGGGCCUUCCCCGCCCGGCACUGGGUGUCCUACACCGUGGACUUUGGGGAGCUGCUCAGCAGGACCUGCGAGGACAAGGACUACACCAUCUGGCUGGCUCACUCCAGUGACCCCAGUGCUCCCAGUGACGGCUGCGUGCUGGGGUACAAGGAGCAGUUCCGGCGCCUGCGCAAGGCCUCGCUCUGCCGCAACGGGCGCGGCUUCAGCGCCAGCCCCCAGCGCUCCGUGUGCCCCUGCACCCUGCAGGACUUCCUGUGUGAUUUCGGGUACUACCGCCCGGAGAACCAAUCCGAGUGUGUGGAGCAGCCGGAGCUGAAGGGCCACGACCUGGAAUUCUGCCUGUACGGCCGCCGGGAGCUGCUCCGCACCAGCGGGUACCGGAAAAUCCCGGGGGACAAAUGUUCCGGAGGGGAGAGCCCGAGCCGGGAGGAGACGGACAUGAAGAAGAAAUGCACCAGUGACCUGCUCAGCCCCGGGCAGCUGCUCCGUGCUUUCCCGGUUUUCCAGCAGGGAUCCUCAGGCAGCUCCGUGCCCGUGGCCCUGGCCGUGGUGGCCGCGCUCGUGGUGGUGGCCGUGACCGGGGCCGUGCUGGUCAAGAGAUACGUCUGUGGGGGCAGGUUCCUGGUCCAUCGCUAUUCCGUGCUCCGCCAACACGCCGAGGCCUCCGGAGCCGACGGCAUCGAGGGGCUGGAGCCCCCCCCUGCCCCCACCAAGGGGGGCUUCCACGACGACUCCGACGAGGAUCUCCUGGAGUAGCCGAGAGUUCCCACGCUGGACACCCUCCCCCGGCGAGAGGACCCCCCCAGGCAGGGAGGGACCCCCCCAGAAACAGGCG
Messenger RNA from Chiroxiphia lanceolata (lance-tailed manakin), 2463 nucleotides. It is a transcript of the gene SORT1, whose product is annotated as sortilin 1. Gene Ontology annotation, molecular function: protein binding. NCBI's taxonomy places the organism in Eukaryota, Metazoa, Chordata, Aves, Passeriformes, Pipridae. Gene Ontology annotation, biological process: endocytosis; Golgi to endosome transport; vesicle organization. Gene Ontology annotation, cellular component: Golgi apparatus; membrane. The record is from RefSeq and is a predicted model, not a curated record. The coding region runs from base 270 to 2384 and encodes 704 amino acids. The transcript is spliced from 20 exons.